Molecule: messenger RNA, 866 nt
Organism: Spinacia oleracea (spinach)
Lineage: Eukaryota; Viridiplantae; Streptophyta; Magnoliopsida; Caryophyllales; Amaranthaceae
Product: probable GTP-binding protein OBGM, mitochondrial
Exons: 5
Coding region: 549-866 (105 amino acids)
Source: RefSeq, a predicted model, not a curated record
AAAAAGUAAAAUGCGGAAAGACCCGUCGUUUAAUCCAACGGGUCUCCACUUUCAUUCAUUUGCCCCCCAAACCUUCGCUAAACUGCUAAACCAAAAUUCACCCUAUUGUGUUUGCCUCUUUCUUCUUCCUUAGAUUCAAGAGCUAGGUUUCAGGAAAGACAACCAUUGGCGAACUCAUGGACGAACUCACCACCACCGGCGAAUUGCACUACCACCGGAGAACUACCGUACCAUCGGCGACCUCACCAUCGUUGCUAGCGAACUACAAAUUUAGGUUACUUCAAUAGAAAAGGCUGAAUAUGAGAAAAUCUUAAAAGGCGCUGACAACAGAAGAUAGUACCAAUCUGUCUCGUUCGGCAAAAGGCUACAAUCAUAAGUUUGCUGGUAUUGCUAGUUUCUUGAAUCCAAUCAUCCAUUUUACCUAUCAAGGUGUGAUUUCUUUAACUAGCUUAGGUGAGCAAAAUCUUCUGACCUUCGUUCUCCUCUUUCAUUCUAAUUUACUAUAAUUUUAUUUCAAGAGCGUAGAAUGGCUGACCGGUUUAGAUUGCAUGUUAAGGGAGGUGACAGUGGAAGUGGGAAUGGAAGUUUGUGACGUAGUUGAACUGAUCGGUAUGGCAAGCCUGAUGAAUGGACGAUGGGGUGGGCAUGGUACUUCAAAGAAUAAGAUCGGCAGCCGUGGAGAAGACAAGGUUGUGCAAGUUCCUGUUUCUACUGCUAUCUAUUUUGUGGAGAGUGAAAUCCCUUCAAUAGUGGAGAAGUCAUCUUCUGUGAUUCACCCUUGGGAUCUUCCAGGUAUUUUUACUUCUGAUCUCCUUGCAUCUGAUCAGCUAUCCACUUUUAGUUUGUGGGAGCCGGAUAUGGAUUAG